AUGGGCGACUCUAGUAAGCCUUUAAAAUAUGUCGAUAUUGGGAUCAAUCUCAGCGAUCCCGUUUUCAGAGGGGAAUACCAUGGACGACAAGUCCAUGACAGUGACCUAGACGAUAUCAUCCAGCGUGCUCGGGAUGGCGGUUGCGAGAAGUUCAUGGUCACCGGCUCGGAUCUGGAGGAGUCUCGGCGUGCUAUUGAACUUGCUCAGGCCUACCCGGGCUUCUGCUAUGCGACGGUCGGAGUACAUCCAUGUCAGGCAAAACUAUUUGAUGAGUAUCCCGAGGGUGCUUCAAAAAUGCUGGACAAAGUGAAGACUAUGGCGCUGGAGUCAAAACAGGCCGGACACGCCGUUGCAUUUGGGGAGAUCGGUCUCGACUACGAUCGCCUGUUCCUCAGUCCCAAAGAACCUCAACUCAAAUAUUUCGCCGCCCAGUUAGAUCUGGCGGUGGAGAUCCAGCUUCCUCUUUUCCUCCAUUCCCGAGCAGCCAGUGAGGAUUUCGAGCAGCUACUAGCGCCUCGCCUGGCGAAACUUCCCAAACGGGGUCUGGUGCACAGCUUUACGGGCACGCUGGAAGAGAUGAACCGUAUGGUGGCCAUUGGUCUCGACAUCGGGGUCAACGGGUGCAGUUUGAAGACCGAGGAAAACCUAGAAGUGGUCAAAUCCAUUCCGCUUGACCGAAUCCAGAUCGAGACAGAUGGUCCUUGGUGCGAAAUCCGACCUUCCCACGCAUCGGCCAAAUACUUGGAAGGGGCAACGGCGCUCCCCAAGACCGUCAAGAAGGAGAGAUGGCAGAAGGGAUGCAUGGUCAAGGGUCGCAACGAGCCUGUGGCAAUAUCUCAUGUCGCCCAUGUCAUCGCCAAAGUUAAGGGCAUCACCGUGGAGGAGGUGUGCGAAGCUGCGUGGAACAACUCUAUUCGAAUGUUCGGACUUGGCGAAGAAGCGUCGUAG
Molecule: messenger RNA, 948 nt
Organism: Aspergillus affinis
Lineage: Eukaryota; Fungi; Ascomycota; Eurotiomycetes; Eurotiales; Aspergillaceae
Product: 3'-5'-exodeoxyribonuclease
Exons: 5
Coding region: 1-948 (315 amino acids)
Cellular component (GO): cytosol
Molecular function (GO): 3'-5'-DNA exonuclease activity
Source: RefSeq, a predicted model, not a curated record